Chlamydomonas reinhardtii is the source of this 7118-nucleotide messenger RNA. RefSeq lists its product as uncharacterized. Gene Ontology annotation, cellular component: SAGA complex. The record is from RefSeq and is a predicted model, not a curated record. Gene Ontology annotation, biological process: regulation of transcription by RNA polymerase II. The transcript is spliced from 17 exons. NCBI's taxonomy places the organism in Eukaryota, Viridiplantae, Chlorophyta, Chlorophyceae, Chlamydomonadales, Chlamydomonadaceae. The coding region runs from base 114 to 6434 and encodes 2106 amino acids. Gene Ontology annotation, molecular function: transcription coregulator activity.
GCUAAGCGGCCGACCGCGCGCGGGUUAUCGCGGCGCGGGGCUCAUAACCUGUUGAGGAUUUUGGCUCGGCUGACGCUGUUGCUGGCUGCGGGUGCUUCACACGCGAUACAGCUAUGCUGUCUGGCACCGGCACGCCCGACCCCUCCAAGCUGGUUCGGGCGGGGUCGGCCUCGCUCGCCAGCAGUGGGUCCCUCAUCUCGGCCGAGGGCGGCGGCGGCGGCAUGGUGUCGGACGUGCGUGCGGUGGCGGCGGGUCUGGUGGUGGCGCUGGCGCCACACGCCGCGCGGCCGCUGGUGCCUCCGCCUGGGUCCGGGUCCGGCAGCCUCCUCGGGGCGCUGGACUCGUUGCUGCGGGAGUCCGGCAGCCGCCGUGCGCAGGGCCUGGCCCUGGCGGCUCUGUGGGCGCUGGUGGGCUCGCCCGGCGGCGCGGCAGCAGUGGCGACGUCGGGUGUUCCUCGCAGCCUGGUGGCAGUGCUGAGGCAGCAGGCGGGAGGAGCGGGCGGCAAGGAGCGGGAGCGGGAAAGCAACGCCGGCGGCGGCAUGGGCGGCGGCAGGCGUGCGAGCACCAGCUACGGCACCUCGGCACAAGGCAGCGGCGACACCGCCUUGCGCACACUGGCGGUGGGCGUGCUGGCGUCGUUGGUGCAGCAGCUGGACGGCGCAGGCGCCUCCGCCUCCGCACCGUCCUCAGCCUCGCCGUCGGCUGUGGUCGCCGCGGCCGCGGCCGCCGCGCCUUCCGCCGCGGCCUCCUCGCUGGCGGCGGUGGAUGGGCUGGCGGCGGCGCUGCUGGAUGUGAUCGCGGCGGCAGCGGACCUGCUGAUGCGCUCGCUCAAGUCCAGCGGCGGCAACUCGGCCGGCAUGUCUCGCGGCGGGCUGGCGGCCAGCAGCGGCGAACUGCCGGACGUGGGGGCAUUGGAGUGCGGCCACCAGCAGCUGCUGUGGGGCGUGGCGGCGGUGGCGGCGCUGAGCCGCAGUGCGGCGGUGGCGGCGCGCUUCGCCAGUCUCAAGGCACUGGCACCGGCACUGCUGACCGCGCUCAAGAUCCGCACCUACGACAUCCAGCUCUACGCCGCUGGCCUGGUGGGCAACCUGGCCGGCCACACCGCCACGUCCGCCGUCAUCGCGGGCGUCAAGGGCGUUGGCCGGGAGUUGGUGAGGCAGCUGCGGGAGGCGCUGACGGCGCCCAGCGGCCGACCCGACCCCGAGGCGCCUGCUACAGAGCCGCUGCUGGCUGCCAUCCGCAACCUGGCUGGUAGCGAGCGCGGCCGGCAGGAGCUGGCGUCGGACCCCGCCACCGUGCCCUGCCUGGUGCGGGCGCUGGCAGGGGCGCCGCCGGCCCUGCCCGGCAGCCUGCAGGAGCCGUCUCCGCGCGCGCAAGCGGUGCAGCUGGCGGCCGCCGCCGCGCUGGCCAACCUGUCCGCCGACCGCUGCGGGCUGGAGGCCAUGGUGGCGGAUCAGGAGCUGCUGCUGCCGCUGCUGUGGACACUGGCGCGGAGCCUGGUGGUGCAGGUGCCGGUGAGCAACAACGGCAUGUCGGGGGGUGCGGCCGGGGCGUCUAUGGCCGCGCCGCCGCCACCACCGGGCGGCGGCGAGUGGCAGCUGUCGCGGCGUGUGGGCGCACGGCUGCGGCUGUUCACGUGCGUGCUGCUCGCCAACGCCAUGAGCCACCCCGUGCUGGCAAAGACCAGCCUCACGCUGCACGACGCCAUGGCCGUCCUCAGCGCGCUGGUGCUGGCGCUGCCGGGCCCCUCGCGCCACGCCGCGCAGGCCGACCCACUGGCGCCACUGCGCAGCCGCCGCCACCGCAUGGCCGCCGUCGCCGCACUGGAGGCCCUCAAGCAGCUCCUGCUCGCCGCCGGGCCCCGCGCCCUGCACAGCCUGCAAGGCCGGCCCACAGCCGUCAAGUCCGCCGCGGCAGCGGCGGCCGCCGGAGGCGCCGGAGGCGCCUCCGGCGCCGCCGCCCCGCCGCCGCCUAUGCCUUCGUCUCCGGGUUUCGCGACUCGGCCUCCGGCGCCCAGCCCCGGCGCUCCUGGGUCUCCUGCGCGGCUGGCGCACCUGGUGGACCACGUGAUGGACCUGCUGGCCUGGGUGGACUUUCACAGCGCUGAAGAGGUGGCGGCCGACCCCGGCAAUGCCGGCAUGGGCGCCGACGUGGCGGGCGCGGCGGCGGGCGUGGUGGGGCAGCUGGCCGUGCUGGGCGUCGUGGGUCGCUUCGCCGAGUACGCCUCCAGCAGCUGCCACAGCCUGGUCAAACUCAUGGUGCUGCCCACGCUGCAGCCGCUGCCGUACGGCGGCGGCGGCGCCCUGACGGGUGGCGGCGGCGGCAUGGCGGCUCUGGGUCUGGGGCUGGGUGUGGGCAGUGCCGUGCCUGGGUCGGGCGCGCCGCCGGGGGUGCUGGACGUGGCGGCGGGACACGCGGCGGCGGCGGUGUGGGCGCUCGUGUCCAACCCGCUGUGCCGCGCGUGGGCGUACCAGAUCCGCACCGACGCCGCGGCGCACCGGGUGAUGCUCCUGCUGGUGCGGCGGGGGCUGCGCGGCGGCACCCGGGCGCGGUUCGCCAGCGCGCGUGUGUUCGCGGCUGCAACCCUGGGCCAGCUGGCAGUGCAGGGCGGCAUCCCUGCGGCCGAGAUGCCCGAGCUGUUGUCCCCAGACAACGGCCUGCCGGGCGCACUGCUGGACCUGGCGUCACUGGCCAUGCCGCCCGCAGCAGCAGCAGGCGGGGCCGGAGGCGGAGGUGCAGGCGGCGGCGGCGGCGGCGGCCUGGGCGGUGGUGGCGGGGGUCCGGGCCGUGGGCGCGGCGGUGUGAACCCAAUGGGCAUGGAGCGGCACCCUGGGGCGCCGGGGGGCGGGGGGCCCGGCGGCGGCGGCGGCGCGGCUGCACGACAGCGGACCAAAGACAUCGACCCGGCAGAGCAGGCGCGCACCGCUGCGCUGGCGAUGGUGGGCGUCAGCGGCGACCUGCGGCUCACCAUGGGGCUGCAGGCGGUGGGCGGCCUGUCCCACCUGGCGGGGCAGGCGGGCGGCGCGGCGGCGCUGCUGCAGGUGCAGGGCCUGCUGGACACAGCGGUCCGGCUGCUGGGCUGCCCGCUGGACGAGGUGUGUGGGGUGGCGGCCAUGCUGCUCAGCGCCCUCAGCGGCGCGGGCGGCUGGCCCGCAUGCGGCGCCAUGGCCCGCUGCUCGGGUCUGGUGGAGGCGCUGGCGGCCGCGCUCAAGAGCCGAGGCAUGCAGAUCAAGGCCUACUGCGCUGUGGCUCUAGGCAACAUAGCCAACGGGCCGCCGCCGCCGCCGCCCGCCGCUGACCUGCCGCCCGACACAGCCGCUGCCGCGCUGUGUGACGGCGCCGUGGAGCGCAUGCUGGGCUGCGGCGCGCUGCACAGCCUGACAUGCAUGCUGGGCGAGUGCGGCCGACUGCUGGAGCUGCAGCAGCGCCGCCAGCAGCGGCAGCAGCAGGCGCUGCAGGCACAGGCGCAGCAGCAGCAGGAGCGCGAGGCGGAGGUACAGCUUGAGCUAAAAAUGGGGCUCGCGCACCUGCAAGGCAAAGAGGUGCGCGAGAUCUCAGGCCAGAGCCAGGUCGCAGCAACAGCCAGCACUGGGGAUGCAGGCGGUGAAGGCGCCAAACCAUUAAGGCAACCUCAGCAAUCGCAAGACAAGCAGCGGUCCUCCGGCUCGCCCCAGAGCCACCAGUCCCAUGGCACCGGCAGCCCACAGCGCCCCAGCCUCGACACCGCAGCCGCGCCGACGUUGUCCGACAUCACACACCCGCCAAGCGUGAGCGCCGUUCCCGGUGUCGAGCGCUUCCUCAGUCGCGGCAAGAGCAACAACGCCCGCGGCGGUGGUAGCGCUGACAGCAGCGCCGCUCCCGCGGCGGCCCCGGCCGAAGUUACAUCCACGGAUGGUGGCGGCGGCGCUUUGGGCGGGCCGCUGAAGGGCAGUCCGCCUCCACCAGUGCCGACCCAGCUGCUGACUAGCCUGGCAGUGCCGCUGGCGACGCCGCUGGUGGCGCCGCUGGGCAGCCCCGGCUCCCCCUCCAGCCCAGCUGCUCGCGGUCUGGGCGGCCCCUCGCGACAGCAGCUGUUGGCAGCCCAGCAGCAACAGCAGCUGGAGGGAGCGCUGCAGGGCCGGUCUUCUGUCGAGAUGGGACAGACCGGCCCCACGCCUGGGCCGGCGCUGCAGGCCGGCCCAGCAGCUGCGAGUGGCGCGGCGCACGGGCUCACUGUGCGGACCAUGUCGCGCUUCGGCGUAGCCGCUACACGCGGCGGCGGCGGCGGCGGUGAUGCCGCGGCCGGCACUCCAACAGCUGCCGGUGCUGCUACCGCUACUGCCUCCGGACCUGGUGCUGGUGGCGGCGGCGGCGGCGGCGUCGCCGCUAACCAGGUCGCCGACAUUUGGGCGGCGCUGGCGCCAUCGCUGUCGGCUGCUGCUGCGGCGGCAGGUGCCGUUCAGAACCUGAGCGCCCUGCACGCCACGGCUUGUGCCGUGCUGCUGCUGCCGGCGCCGCUCACUGCGAGCAUGGAUGCUUUGGACGCCCUGCUGAGCAGUGGUGGCGCCGGGGGCGGUGGCGGCGGUGGAGGCCUGGGUGCAGAGGACAGCCUCGGGGGCGUUGGUGGCGGCUUCGGCGCUUGGCUGGGGGCCGCCGGCACAUCAGCCGACUUGUCCGGGGACUUCUCCAUUUCCGGUGGCGGCGGUGGCGGCCCUGCCAUGCAGCCCACUGACCUGCGGCGCCUCCUCCGCUCUAGCACCAGCUUCAGCAGCAGCAGCCUGGGCAGCCCGGGUGGCGGCGCCGGUGGGGGCGGGGCUGGAGGCGUCGGCGGCGGUCGCACCGCGCCCAGCGCCGAUGCCGGCUUCCUGCCUACGGCGCUGCAUCUGCUGUGGCGCUGCUAUCAGCUGUUGGAAGGGCGCAGUCGACUGGAGCUGCCGGACUCGGUGCCUGCGGCAGUCGGCGUUGACGGCGGCGCGGCCGGCGGCGCCUCGGCGGCAGCGCCGGGAGACGCUGCUGGUGGGGGCGCAGGUGGCGGGGCCGGCGGGCGUGGUGGGGCAGGCAGCGUGGCGCGGGCCAGCCCGUUGCUGCUGUUGCUGCGGCUGUCGGUGCUGCUGCUGGGCACACUGGCAAACGUGUCUUCCACACGUGACGGCAAGGUCGCACUGCUGCGGCUGCUAGCCGACGGCGCCGGCGGCCCCGGCGCCGACGGCGCCGGCGCGGAUGGCGCGCCGGCUGCUGGCAGCAGCGCAGCAGCGGUCCCGCCGCCGUCAAGCCUGGCUGUGUGCCUGGUCGGACUCAUGACAUUGCCGGCACCGGAGCCGGAAGAGAUCCUUCGUACACCCGAGGCUGAGAGCGGUGGCGGCACUGGCACUGCUAACAGCCCCCAGGGUCGGGGGCUGCUGCGCAACCGCAGUAGCGGCCUCCGCCGCCUGGCCACCAGCGCCCUGCCGGGGUCGCCAAGCGCCGAGGGAGCUGCCGCGGGGGGCGCAGCCGGCGGCGGGGGUGGCGAAGGUUGCGACGGGCCAACGGACGUGGAGGACGCGGAGGCGGCGGCGCACGAUGCCGUCCGGGCGUCGGCGCUCGGGCUGUGCUGCAACCUUGUUGCAGAGGACCCUGAUGGCGGGAAUGGGGGUGAGGGAGGUUUUGGUGAGGAGGGUGAGGCGUCGUUUUGGGACGACGCAGUGGCGCUUGAGAAGGAGCUGUCAGAGCCGCCACGCAGCCGUCGCAGCACAGCAUCGGCUCACCAGAUGCCCGGUGGCGGCGAAGCCGCCGGCGGCGGCGGUGGCGGCGGUGGCGGCGGCGGAGGAGGGGGUGUGCUGGCGGCAAGCCCGGCGGUUGCGGGGCCGGGGGAGAUGCAGUACGGCAGUGUGGUGUUCCGCAGCGGCAGCGGCAUUGAGAUCGAAGACGGCGGCGGCGACGGCGGUGGUGUCUUGGAUGAGCUGGGCGGCGGGAGCGUGGGCCUGACCUGGCCGUCGGGCGCGGCUGGGAAGGCGCCGGCAACGCCGCCCAUGGUGCUGCGAGGCCAGAGCUCCGCGGCCGCAGGUGCCGGCGGCGCAACCGGGCUCACGGCAGAGGCGUCCGCUGGCGCGGUGGGCAGCGCGGGCGGUGACGGCGACGGGCUGGAUGACUUCGAGUUCGGGCUCACGGGCGGCUUUGGCCCCAGCAGCGCGGGGCGCACCACCGCCCGCGCGACGCGCUCGGCGGCCGGCAGGGGCACGGCGCCGGGGCGGGGCGUGCUGCUGGCGGCGCUGCAGCGCAGUGAGGCGGUGCAGGCGUUCCUGUCCGACCUGGCGGCGGCCGCACGUGGCCGCGAGCAGCGCCUGAUCCGCCACAUGGCCACGUGGCUGCUGCACGUGUGCACCACCACGACGGCGGCGGCAGCAAUGGCGGGGGGGACGGGGCAAGCGAGUGUGCAGGCGAGCCUUGCUGGAAACAGUGGCGUGCCAAAGGCUUAAAGGCAACGUCGGUUCGGAUUUUGUGAUACCGUACUAGGGGCAUUCCUGUGUGAUGCCGCACUAUUGCAAGCUAGGCUUGUCAGGUGUUUGUCGUGGGUAUUUGUCGUGUGAAGCAGCGGACGAUUGACCUGAACCUCAAUCGUCCUUACAUUUAUUCAAAGUCGGAUCUUGAACAUCGUGUCCCUUCAUCGGCUUACUGCAUGCACCUCGCACGCAAUUCAUAAGAGACACAGCUCGCGUCCCUCAACGUGCAUGUAUGCAUGCCCGCGUUGAGGGCGGAUUGGCGGCCAUCCACUGUCUAUCUGUAAAUGACCACCAUCAGCACAGCAAUACUCCAUGCAAACGUAACACCUACACCGCGUGUGCCGAGCCGUAUGUACAUACGGGGCCCCAGGCCUAACAAGUAUACACAUGGUAAUGCGUCUAAAUGGUGCGCACAUCGAACACUGGCCGCAUACUGUCGCAAACAUGCUAUGUACGACACCGACUGGCAGGCACGCAAUCGUACAGCACUGAUAUCCUAAUCGUACAAGGGCAGCAGGUCCUCGCCCACAACUUCUUAGCACGCCGUCCAGCACGCUCCGUGUACACACAUGCGGGUUCCGACCCUUCGACCGCACUUCACGCGCUGGUCACACGCUGGGCAGGAGCACGCGAUAGCUCGUAACAGCUACCUGUAGGCGC